Molecule: messenger RNA, 708 nt
Organism: Pistacia vera
Lineage: Eukaryota; Viridiplantae; Streptophyta; Magnoliopsida; Sapindales; Anacardiaceae
Exons: 1
Coding region: 146-607 (153 amino acids)
Source: RefSeq, a predicted model, not a curated record
UUAAACUCCAAACCCUAACUAAUACAAUUGACAAGUCUUUCCCUCUCUUGUUGUUUCAUACAACUUCAAUCUUCUUAUCAGCAUCAAAACUUCAAUUUUCCCAAAAAAAAAAGAACUAACAAACCCAUUUCUCCAAGACCUUAAAAUGGCUCUAAGAAUCAAUUUUUUGCCCCCAAACACCAUCCCAAAGUCUCAAAACUUCCAGCCCCAAUUGGCCAAACCCAAAAUCCAGAUGCUAUGCACCAAGAACAACCUCAGUGAUGCGGAGCUGGCAUCAGAUUUGGCAACAGAAGUGGCAAAGAUGAACACCCAUUUGGUACAAAAAGAAGAAGCCAUGAAGAAAAGCAAAGAAUUGCUGUUCACUGAGUUUUGCCAGUACUUGGGUCUGAAAGAAGAGGAUGCGAGGAAGAAAUGGAGGAAAAUUAAGGAAGAGGAGAAGUGGGAUUUGGUUGAAGGGUUUGUUAGUGAAUGGAGUGUGAAUUUUCAUCCUUUAUCUGCAAGGUCGGUGAAGGAACUGCUUCAAGAGUAUUUGCAUCAAGUUGAAGAAAAGCCAUUUACAAGUUCUGGUAAUGUUUUUAAGAGAAUUUUAGGGUUUUCAGAAGAUUAGGGUUUGGAGAGUAUUAUAUUUUAUAUGAGGAUUAAUGAGUUUACAAUUGGAUUGAUGUCAUGUCAACUAUUCUAUCUAAUAAUAAUAAUUACAUUACUGAA